AUGGAGCUUCCACGGGUACCCCUACAUCCGGGGCCAGAAGUGUACGAUGUAUUAACACUUCAGGAGAAGCAUCGAUCACAAGGUGUAUGGGAUGGGAGCUUGAGAGGACCGACAGAAUGCCUAAAUCCACGCCGCACGGAUAUCGAAUUUUGGAAGCACGUGAGGCGUCAUCCUCGCAUCCUUGACUACUUUGGCCUAUGUGGAUUUAAGGGAGUAGUAGAGGUAGGAUGCGUAUCAUAUGAUUGGGCAGUCAUCACUGCACUUGUAGAGAGAUGGCGUCCUGAGACGCAUACCUUUCAUCUGCGUACGAGUGAGGCCACUAUCACAUUACAAGAUAUUGAGAUCAUGUUUGGCAUGGUUAUAGGUGGUAACCCCUUGAAUGAACUUAAUGCUAGAAAUAUAGACAUUAUGGGGUGGCAACAUUUGAUCUACGAGCUUACUGGUUGGGCACCCGGUCAGGAUUGUUUUAGCGGUGUUAGUAGGUUGGAAGUAAAAAAAUUAAUUGAAUAUAUUAGAGGCUUAGAUGCCAUUACAGACCAGACCCCAGAAAUUGAUGUGCAAAAGCGGAUUAGGUUAUACUUGCUAUGGCUCUGUGGCGGCACGAUAUUUCCGGAUAAGUCCGGUGACUUACUUAAUUUAGACUAUUUGCUUGACAUGCGUGGCCUUAGAGCAAUGAGUACACAAGCUUGGGGAGCGGCUGCAUUGUCAUAUUUGUAUACUUGUCUGUGCCGCGCUUCGAUGAAAAAGGCCAAGGAUGUUUGGGCUUGGGAGCACAUUAUACCGAUGCAGCCACCAUGCAGGGUUCUUCCGCCACACACGGCUCUUGCACGAAAGUGGACUCAUCGUAAAUCCCGCGAAAAUGAGGCACGUGAUGUGCUACCCAUAUGUAGGGAUGUAUUGGACAACCUAAUCGAUGGCCAGUUUGUGUGGCAGCCUUAUUCAGACUCCCUGAGUGGUGUCUGA
This is a messenger RNA of Lycium barbarum (goji berry), 963 nucleotides long. RefSeq names its product protein MAIN-LIKE 2-like. Bases 1 to 963 code for a protein of 320 amino acids. The record is from RefSeq and is a predicted model, not a curated record. Gene Ontology annotation, biological process: meristem maintenance; meristem development. Lineage: Eukaryota; Viridiplantae; Streptophyta; Magnoliopsida; Solanales; Solanaceae. The transcript is spliced from 3 exons.